This is a messenger RNA of Morus notabilis, 514 nucleotides long. RefSeq lists its product as uncharacterized. The transcript is spliced from 2 exons. NCBI's taxonomy places the organism in Eukaryota, Viridiplantae, Streptophyta, Magnoliopsida, Rosales, Moraceae. The record is from RefSeq and is a predicted model, not a curated record. The annotation marks the transcript as partial.
CAACAAAAGCAGUGGACAAAGAUCCCUCGCGAAACCGUGCCCCGAUUUUUUUGUGCGGUUCACUGACUAUGGAUGAAUCGACUGUUACCAUCAACACUCCAACAACAAACACUCCUUUGCCCUUGAAAAAGUCAUUGAACAAAUGUGGAGACACCCCAAUUGCUUUGCGGGAUGUCUUAUCGGUGUCAAAUAAGGCUAAGAGAUUCGAUGAUAAGAUGGAAAAAUAUCCUGCCUCCAAUGAUCAAACUUCAGCUCUUUGUUACGGCGACGAUUCGGAAGUUGAAUCCGAGCCCGAGGAAACAUUAGCUUCUCUCGAGAGAAAAAAACCACCAAAUUCUGGAUCAGGUACUGAGAAAAAUCUGGAGGAGAACCUGACAUUGGUAGCUGUAGAUGAUGAACCAAGAAACACACAGGGAAAGGAAAUAGAGAAAGCUGGUAAAUAUGAACUUCUUCCUUCCAAGGACGUAGCCAUGCAUAGAGUGAGAUGGAAUAUGAAUAAGGGUAGUGAGAGAUG